This is a messenger RNA of Dioscorea cayenensis subsp. rotundata (Guinea yam), 2225 nucleotides long. RefSeq names its product general transcription and DNA repair factor IIH subunit TFB1-1-like. Gene Ontology annotation, biological process: transcription by RNA polymerase I; transcription by RNA polymerase II; nucleotide-excision repair. The coding region runs from base 226 to 2013 and encodes 595 amino acids. Lineage: Eukaryota; Viridiplantae; Streptophyta; Magnoliopsida; Dioscoreales; Dioscoreaceae. The record is from RefSeq and is a predicted model, not a curated record. Gene Ontology annotation, cellular component: transcription factor TFIIH core complex; transcription factor TFIIH holo complex. The transcript has 20 exons.
UCUCAAAGCAAGCUCGGCGGCGGGGACGACGGCGGCGGCGGCGGCGGAGAAGCUCGAGCGAUCCCGAAGGCCCUGUUAUCCUUCUAAUCGGAUUGCCAUCAUCACGAAACCCUAAACCUUGUUGUGAAACCAAAUCGUGGGGAAAACCCUCGAAUCGAUCUCGUUCGACUGUUCCAAGUCCUCGUUUCGGCCUCGUCCCGUUGAUUUUCUGCCCGAUCUUUGAGAAUGGAGACGAUCACCAUGGUGGCGAAGUAUAAGACCUCGGUCAAGGAGCCUGGGAUCCCGGGUGUUCUAAAGAUGAUGGAGGAUAGAUUUGUUUUUGCUCCAAAUGAUCCUCGGCUGUCAAUGAAUCUAAAUGUUGAUUUUAGGCAAAUUAAAGGUCACAAGUUCAGCAAAGAUGGCUCCAAACAAGCAUUGUUAAAUCUUACACAAGAUCCUGAAAAGGGUGGGGGCUAUAUUUUUGAGUUCAACAAUUUUCCUGAUCGCAAUGCUUGCCGUGAUUUUGUGGGAAAAGUACUGGGAAGGUUUCAGUCUGCUGAAAAACCACCAGCCUCGCGGCAGGCUGAACAACUCAGCACCAAAGAGCUGGAGCGGCGUAUGAAGUUGCUGACAGAAGACAGUGAACUGCAGAACUUGCACAAACAAUUAGUUGCCAGUGGCAUAUUGAUGGACUCAGAAUUUUGGGCAGCAAGGAAGAGUUUACUCGACAAUGAUAACUACGGAGCGCCAAAGCAGCGGGCAGGAUUCAAAAGUGCUAUGCUGGCAGAUGUUAAACCAUUGGCUGAUGGUCGGACCAAUAAAGUUACAUUCAGCUUGACUGCCGAGACUAUUCAUCAAAUUUUUGCUGAAAAGCCUGCUGUGCACCGAGCAUUUCUCACUUAUGUUCCCACCAAGAUGUCAGAAAAAGAUUUCUGGACCAAAUAUUGUAGAGCUGAAUAUCUUCACAAGACAAAAAAUUCAGUGGCUGCUGCAGCAGAAGCGGCUGAAGAUGAAGAGCUUGCUAUAUUUCUUAAACAUGAUGACAUAUUGGCAGAUGAAAUCCGCCGCAAGAUCCAACGAGUGGAUCCGACCCUUGACAUGGAAGCUGAUUUGGGGGAUGACUACAUGCAUCGUCCUGAUCAUGGAAUUCUUCGUGAUGGAAGCAAGGAGACUGUUGAAGGCGAUAAUGAGUUUUCAAGGAGGACCCUGUCUCAGGAUCUUAAUAGGCAUGGGUCUGUUGUUCUUGAAGGAAGGACAUUAGAUGUUGAGUUGGGAGACACAAGAACAGUGGCUGAAGCACUUGCAAGGUCCAAACAGGGGUUGUCUACUGAAAAUUCUGAUGAGAAUGUGCACAUGGAAAAGUCAGAGAGGGUUUGUCGUAUGACUGAAAUCGAGGAUCUUCAAGCACCUCGAAGUUUUCCAGUUGCACCACUCUGCAUAAAGGAUCCGCGCGAAUAUUUUGAUUCUCAACAAGCCAAUGCAUUGAAGACUUUGGGUGACAAUGGUACUGGAAUGAAACCCAUGGACUGUAACUUGAGUGCUGAAGAGGCCUGGAUUUAUUUGAUCGGGCAGAUUUCUCAGGUGAAAGUGAGAGGGUUCAAUCAUCCGAUAGUCCAAUCUGAAGCAGCUCUUAAGGUUCUUAAUGGGUUGAAUCAAAACCUAUCAAGUACCAAGUACCAGUUUGGAAAGAACUCUCAGGAGAGUGUCCUCGAUAGGUUACCUCGCAAAAUCAAAGAUGACCUUUUGAAUCACUGGUCUACCAUUCAAGAGCUACUUCGACAUUUCUGGUCAUCGUAUCCAAUCACCGCAGAACAUCUAAGUAAAAAGGUCGGACGUUUGAAGGAUGCUAUGACCGAGAUUUAUGUCAAGUUACAGGAGAUAAAAGAGUCUGUGCAGGGAGACUUCCGACAUCAGGUCUCUCUCCUUGUCCAACCCAUGGUUCAGGCACUGGAUGCAGCAUUUGCUUAUCAUGACAAUGAACAGCAAAAACGAGUAUCAAAAGGUGGGGCUAAACCAAAUGGGUUUGUGCUUUAGAUACUUAUACUUGGUUGCUUCCUUUUACUGUAUAUUUUAAAUCAAAUUUUGUUUUGCAUUAAAAAAAAAAAAGUAAAAGUUUUCAGGGUAGGGUCCAAGUUUUCUCUCUGAGAGGGCUCUCUCAUAUAAUUCAAUACAGUUUUCUCAUACUCAUGCCAUGUGUAGUGUGUUAUAUUUUCUUUGCCUUGUUAUUUAUAAAUUUUAUUACUGAA